Messenger RNA from Nyctereutes procyonoides (raccoon dog), 1762 nucleotides. RefSeq names its product distal membrane arm assembly component 1 (gene DMAC1). NCBI's taxonomy places the organism in Eukaryota, Metazoa, Chordata, Mammalia, Carnivora, Canidae. The transcript has 2 exons. The record is from RefSeq and is a predicted model, not a curated record. The coding region runs from base 57 to 395 and encodes 112 amino acids.
GUUGUUUACGACAGUUCGGUUGGAAGACUCCUUGAGCUGAAGCCGAGCUCUGGAGCAUGGGGUCUUUCGUUUCCCGGUCUCAGGAGCCGAUCCAGGUCGCUGCGCUUCCGGAGGCCACCCACUCCGCCGAGCCCCUGCCCCUCGCCGCACCCGGAGCGCCGACCUCUCCAGCGGAAGCCCGUGUGUUUAAUGACUGCUGGAGCUGUCGCGUGCUGUCCGGGUCGGGGCUGGUAGGGGCGGGCGGGUACGUGUACUGGGUGGCGCGGAAGCCCAUGAAGCUGGGAUACGCCCCGGGUCCGGGCACUAUUACGCAGAUGGUCGUCGGCAUCAGCAUUGCUUGUUGGGGUGUAAUCAUCCUAACAGAACCCAAAGGGAAGGCCUUCCGUGUGGAUUGAAAGUACUGCCUGUGAAUUUGUCAUCUAUCCAUGUCCCCAGGACAGCAGAACAAGCAUGGGACUUAUGGAUGUUCUGGACAGACAAAUGGACAUUGAGAGACUUCAGUCCUGAGGAUACUACAAGACUGAAAUGUGGGCUGUUACUCUUUGGUCAUGAGUGUCGUUGCCUUCUCAGGUUCCAUGGAGACCAAUAAAUCCCUAAGAGAAGAGAACAGUUCUGUGUCUUACCUGGGGAAGGAAAGUCUAAUAAAACUUUUAAAAAUAAUUUUUUUUAAAAAAAGGAAAUAAUAAGCCAAAUUGGAAAAUGAACUAAACUAUUAUUUUACUUUUUUUAAAAAAUUUUUUUAUUUAUUUAUGAUAGUCACACAGAGAGAGAGAGAGGCAGAGGGAGAAGCAGGCUCCAUGCACCCGGAGCCUGAUGUGGGAUUCGAUCCCGGGUCUCCAGGAUCGCGCCCUGGGCAAAGGCAGGCGCCAAACCGCUGCGCCACCCAGGGAUCCCUAAACUAUUAUUUUAAAUAGUACUUUUUACUUCUCCUAUGAUGGGGUCAACACCGUUUAACACUGAAUUGGCAUCAUGUAAUGUGCAGAAGUAUACACAUAAAACUUUAUAUCUGUGUACUGCUUAUAAUUUCCAAGGUGUUACCACCUUAAGAGUUUCAAAGCUACUCUUUUUCAAGGUGGCAAGUGAAACUUAAAAAGCAGUCCUAGUGAUUUUGCUCAGGUUUAUUCAGCAAGUUAGUGGUGCAUCUAGGACUUGUUCAGUUCUCAUUCUAGUCUUUUCAGAAUGAGGAUGACUCCAAAGAGGCAAGAAUUAUCUUUACGAAACAAAAGUCCGCAUAUAAUAAAAGACAAGUACUGAGAUAUUUGAGAAAAAUUCACAAAAACAUUUGCUUCUUUGUCCACAACCACUGGAAAUGUUUCUCUGAUGAAAUUUCCUGCUUUUGGGAUAAUGACUUAAAAUUUGACAGUUCAUUUCUAAAGAAGUCUGUGCUUCCUACCAGUUUUUUUUUUUUCUGUUUCCGAUAUACCCUAGCUACUCUAUAAUAUACACACCUUUUUUCAGAACAGAAAGAUAAAGUUCAGCUGCCAGUCCUAGCGUGUAAGUUUUAAAAGCUAUGUUGAGCAAGUCCCUUCAGAACUGUUAACUCUGGUAUGUAAGAGUGCCUGGAUCUAAUGCUGAAUGACUGUAUUCCCAGCAUUUUCUUAGGUUAAACUAAAAAUACAUAAAUCUAACUUUUGGUCUUGGAUUGACCUCUGGAUAAAUAGAGUAAGUCUUAAAUAACUCAGUAUAAUUUUAACAUCUCAAUGUGUACUAGUAUGGAAAUAAAUAAGCACUUUUUCCAAAUAAACUUUCCAGCUCACUAGAA